Cyanidioschyzon merolae strain 10D is the source of this 3969-nucleotide messenger RNA. RefSeq names its product DNA repair protein RAD50. The transcript has a single exon. NCBI's taxonomy places the organism in Eukaryota, Rhodophyta, Bangiophyceae, Cyanidiales, Cyanidiaceae. The record is from RefSeq and is a predicted model, not a curated record. Gene Ontology annotation, biological process: telomere maintenance via recombination; chromosome organization involved in meiotic cell cycle; telomere maintenance via telomerase. Bases 1 to 3969 code for a protein of 1322 amino acids. Gene Ontology annotation, molecular function: single-stranded telomeric DNA binding; G-quadruplex DNA binding; ATP hydrolysis activity. Gene Ontology annotation, cellular component: condensed nuclear chromosome; Mre11 complex.
AUGUCACGUCUGAUCAAACUAGGCUUCUCAGGCGUACGGAGUUUCGGUCCGGAUGAAGAGCAACGCCUACGCUUCCAGGCGCCGAUAACCGUCAUACUGGGGGCGAACGGCACCGGAAAGACUACCAUAGUGGAGUGCCUGCGCUUGGCAACGACUGGCGAGUUGCCGCCGCUCGUCGACAAAGGCGCCGCUUUUGUGCACGAUCCACGUUUGCGUGAAAGCAAGGAAACGAAGGCCAAAAUUCGCCUGCUAUUUGAAGACGCGCUUGGUCGACAGAUUACCGUGAACCGCCAGCUCCAGCUUCGGCUCACAACUGCUGGGAAACAGAGUUUCAGCACCGUGGAGACAAGCCUCAGCAUUCGGGACAAGGACGGACAGCACAUCAAAACCUCAAACCGAUGCAAUGACAUUAAUGCGAUGGCUCCAGCGUUUCUUGGUGUGCGCCAGGCGGUUCUAGAGAACGUGAUUUUCGUUCAUCAAGAAGAGUCCCUAUGGCCGUUGCAAGAUCCGAAGAAAGUCAAGGAAAAAUUCGACGAUAUUUUCGAGGCACGCGGUUACGCAAAAGCCCUCAUCGCGAUUCAGAAGUGUGCGCAGCAGAAGCUCGCCGAACUCAAGAUUCUGCAUUCGGAACUAGAGCGUUGGCGGGAUCGCCUCGAAAACCUGAAGCAAAAGCAACGAAACUGUCGAAGCAUGCAAGCCCAAUGCCUCGAAUGGUCGAAUUCGCUGGGGACCCUCGAAACGGAACUGAGUGAGAAAAUACGAGCGGUCACAGAGCUUGAGGAAGCGCGUGCAAAGGAGGUCGAACGGCGCCGGCAGUUGCAGGCGCUGCGUGACGAAAUCCGAAUCCGGACUGAGGAACGUGAUCGUUUAUGGCGCGAACUCGGCAAAGAACUCACGGAAACAACCCAAGAUCUGGAGCGACUGCUUACUCGCAUCACUGCUGAGUACAGUCAAGUUGAUGCUGAGUACAGAAAAGCAUCCGAGGAGAGCUUGCAGUUGCAAAAGCAGUUACAGCUUCUGCGGGAUCGCGAGCAGCGUCUCCAAGAGGAAUGCGCUGCUUACAGCUGCCAACAGGCAGCCAUAGAGCGGCAGCGUGCAUCAUGUGCUGAAUUGCUGCGGGAAAUCCGGAAAAGCCAUUCGAUUGAUGGCACGGACAUAGGAGAAGGAGCCAUUGAGCGGAGUGCCAAGGAUCUAAUCCAUAUCCUGGAGCGUUCUCGCAAUGACUGCGAACGGGAAAUGGAGCACUUCAAGCGCCUCUGGGAGGAUGCACUCCAGCGUGAACAAAAAUUGAAGCUCGAACUGGAAUCCGAUCAGCGUCAGGCGCAGCAGAUUCGGAACGAAAUCGCCACUCUGGAGGAAGCAUGCGCGGAAACCGCUGCACGCUUGCAGUCGCUCCCGAUGAAUGUCGAGAUUGUGGCGAUGAAAUCGGCGCUUUUAGUCCAGUUUCAGGCAGAAAAGCAGCAGGUGGACGAAGAGCUUUCGAACCAGACCGACAUGGACCGAAUGUCUACUAUUCGGAAACGUCUUGAACAAAUUUUCGAAGUACGCACGAAAAACCUGGCCUCUCGUCGAAAUGACGUGACGCACACGGCUACUCGUGGUGACACGAAUGCAAGCGCGAUAGCCGCGGCAUUCCAAAAGUUUCGCGAGGAAGAGGAAGCAUCCAUUCAACGAUUACUGGAGCAGAGGCGGCUACCAUCCUGCUCCGUUUCCGAAGCGCAAGAUCGUCUCGCCUCCGCCGAACGCAAUCUAUCAGCCGUACGCAAUCGCAUCAUGGGCACGGAACUGGAGAUGCGCUUGCGGCGCGCUAUUUGCGACAAAGAAAGCGAACGGCUGCUCUCGAUGCGCAGCCGCCUGCGAGAAAUCGACGCAAGUGUGCAACCAGGCACAGUGGAUGCAGAGUGCCUCAAAUCUCAAAUUUCAGCGCUGAAACGUCGACAUCUCGAGCUGGAGAGCACAGCCCUAGAACGUGACGGACAAGCGAAUUGGCUCGAAGAAAUGCGCAAGCGCGUGCACGAACAGAAAACCUGUCCGCUAUGCGACCGCGCUUUCAGCGGUAUGGCCGAGGCGGCCAAUGUCGAGUCCGCCCUAGCUCGAGUACGAAAUACGUUGACCCAGGCGGCAGACUCCGACUCCUUGGAAUACGUUCAGGAUGCUUUGAACAGGGCGGAGCAUCAGUGGCGUUUGCUGGAGGAGCGUGCUGCGAUCACUUUACAGGAGCAGCGAAGCAUCUCUCGCAUUCGCAGCGCCGAAUCCGAGAUCCAGCGCUUAGAAGAUGCGAGACGGAGCGAACGAACGGAUCAGCAAGUCGCUGAACAUGAACUGGCCGAUGCCCGAGAGCUCCUCUGGUAUGCGCGACGUUUGGCUCAUUUGCGUCAGGAGAUGGCACCAUCGGGGCCCAGCUCGGCAUCCGGAAUCGCAGCUUCGUCGCCGGUAGUUGCAGCAUUGGAAGUCGACACCCGCGAAGCACCGCAUCAACCGACGUCCGCGGGGGACGCUUUGGCAAGAGAAGAGACUUCGUUGCGGGGGGAACUCGACACGCUGCUUGGGCGUCGCCAAGAGCUCCUUGUACGCGCUCAAGAGCUCCAUGAUCUAAUCCAGACCACUGAGAAGGAACUCACUGCGGAGCGCGCCAAGCAGCAUGACCGUGACCAGCUGGAAGCAUGUCUGGCGGAAAAACGCAAACAGCGAUCAGAAAAGCAGGCUUCCCUUUGCGCGUUGGAUCAAAAAGUAGAGGAAGCUCUGUUGCAGGCAGCGCCACCGGCGAGUGCAGCGUUGUUGGCGCGUCUGGAAGCCGUUCGUUCGCGACACCGAGCAAUCCAUACAGAUCUUAUCCGUCUUGAAAACCGACUUCAAGUCUACAUCCAAGAGUCGAGACGAUUCGAAGGUGACGCACACAAACUUGCCCACAAGCAGCUCGAGACCUGCCGCGAGCAAAUCAUACAGACGCUCGCCGAAGAAGCGCAGGCAGUGCAGGUUGUAGCUCAGUGGGCCGGGCAACGCCAGAACGCCGAUUCGUAUCUGCGUCAAGUGCGCGACAACCUUCGGUACCGCCAGUUGCAGGAAAUGCUCGUCGAAUUGCAACAGAAAGACGUGGAGCUAGCAAGCACCCUGCCAAUGACCGAUGAACACGAUCCGCACGUGUCCGCGUUAGAGGCGGCAAAAGCGGAAGCCGAUACGCUCCGGGAAAAAGUUCAUCAUUUGCGUGGUCAGCGUGAUUUACUCGCAGAGCAGUUGCGGGCACUCACCGUGGAACUCGAUGCGGACGUUUUUGCACAAGCGGAGCAACAGUUCCAAGCGCUUCGUUUGCAGUGUGACGUGAUCGAGCUGGUCUGCAGGGAUUUGCGCAAUUACCAUCGGGCGCUGGACUUGGCCAUCAUGCGCUAUCACGAUCUCAAGAUGCGCAGCAUCAAUCGAGUGCUGCGGGAGCUCUGGCAGAGCACCUACCUCGGCUCCGAUAUCGAGGAAAUCGAGAUACGAUCCGACUUUGUGGCGGACUCGCUUCCAAUGGGUCGUCGGACCUAUCACUACAGGGUAGUGAUGCGCCAGGGUGAUACCUGGCUUGAUAUGCGUGGUCGCUGCUCGGCUGGACAAAAAGUGCUCGCAUGUCUCUUGAUCCGCCUUGCGCUGGCGGAAAACUUUGGGAACGCCUGCGGGGUCCUCGCGCUCGAUGAGCCGACGACCAACCUGGACGAGAGCCACGUGAAAGCGCUCGCUGCAUCGCUAUCUCUCUUGAUCCAACAACGUGCACAGCAACGCAAUUUUCAGCUUAUACUCAUAACCCAUGAAGAGCGCUUCCUCGAUUAUCUUCAUAUUCGGGAGUACGCUGACUCGUACAUCUAUGUGACUCGGAACCGGCAGGGCCUGAGUCAAAUCCAGCAUCACUCGCUGAAUGAGACUACCGGGCGCAGGGAAGCCAGCGAGCUGCCGUUUGCGUAUCCCGGUCCACUGGUUGUAACUGCCCGCUGA